This is a messenger RNA of Chelmon rostratus (copperband butterflyfish), 1962 nucleotides long. It is a transcript of the gene lzts1, whose product is annotated as leucine zipper, putative tumor suppressor 1. The record is from RefSeq and is a predicted model, not a curated record. The transcript is spliced from 8 exons. The coding region runs from base 1 to 1962 and encodes 653 amino acids. Gene Ontology annotation, cellular component: dendritic spine. NCBI's taxonomy places the organism in Eukaryota, Metazoa, Chordata, Actinopteri, Chaetodontiformes, Chaetodontidae. Gene Ontology annotation, biological process: regulation of synaptic plasticity; regulation of dendrite morphogenesis.
AUGGGUAGUGUCAGCAGCCUCAUCAACGGCAACAGCCUCAACAGCAAACACUGCAAGGCGUCUGACCAAAGGCUAAAAAAGGAAAUAAACCAUCAUAGAAAGAGUGGAGGUUGCAGCCUUGACGGGCUACUGAAGUGCGGCUCCUCGUCCAGCACUCAUCCUUCUAAAGGCCUGUCCCACUCACGGUCGGGAAGAAGCGAAGACUUUUUUUACAUCAAAGUGAGCCAUAAACCGAGGUCAGUGUACCACAGAGGAGGAUCAAUGGAAGAGCAUUUAGGUGGAAAGAAGAGAGAGGGGGAAUCAGAUGGACGACUGCAACCAAAACUACUGCUCAUGUCAGGAAAUAUGACUGAGAGGACCUCUGCUGAGAAGUCAUUGGUCCGUUCCACUGCGUUCAAGCAUGUGAUUCCCAGGAGUACGUCCUCCACAGAGACAAGCCACAACAGCCUGGACCACAUCCUUUGUCCCCUGGACAAAGCAAGGAGUCCAAACAAUAGACACAAGCAAGACACCUUUUCAGGUACUCUCUCCGACUCCGGACGUAACUCUAUGUCUAGCCUGCCCACCCACAGCACCAGCGGCAGCCUAAGUGCUUCUACGGGCCCUGUCAGUCACAGCGAUGGCAGCUCAGCUCCCGCAAACAGCCUCAGCAAGGGAGUGCAGCCCAAUUUCCCUCCAUGGGUCAACGGGAAUAGCGCUAACCUUGACUGUAGCUACAGGGCUGGUUUAAACAGUGGGGGGUCGGCACCUAAGGCAAAUGGGGAUGCUGGCUACCCACUUUCUGCAGAUGAGUCAAACCCUUUGUCUGAAGCUUCAGGUGGGAUUCGGUCCCCUAUUACUACAGAUGAGUCACUGAUUGAACGUUUGGAACAAAGGCUGCUGGAGAGAGAGUCUGAACUCCAGGAGCUACAGGUCAGUUUUGAGGAGAAGGAAGCAGACACCUGUCAGCUGUUUGAUGAAAGACAGAGGUACUGUGCCGAGGAGAUGGAGGGGCUGAAGCAGCGAUGCUCCACAAAGCUACGACAAGUGUCCCAAAUGGCUGCAAAAACCCAGCAAGCACUUCAGCUCCAGGUCAGGCAGCUCCAGGCAGAGAAGGAGAGGCUUCAAGAGGAUGUCUCAAAGCUAACCCAAGAGAAGGAUCUUGUCGAGCUCAGACUGAGGUCUUUUGAGACCGAGAACACACAGCUCGCUCCGACACUGGAGGAAACUCAAUGGGAGGUGUGCCAGAAGACAGGGGAGAUCUCGCUGUUGAAGCAGCAGCUGAGAGACUGCCAGGCGGACGUCAGCCACAAGCUAAAUGAGAUUGUCAGCCUCAGGGCGUCACUGAAGGAAAACACGGCAAAGAUGGAGACGCUCGAGAAGCAGAAUAAAGACCACGAGGACAAACUCCACUGUCGAACCAUAGAGGUUGAGGUGUGCCAAAAUGAACUCCAACGCAAGAAGAAUGAGGCUGAUUUGCUGAGAGAAAAAGUGGGCAAACUGGAGACAGACAUUAAAGGAAUGAAACAGGAUCUGGCCAUGGCCAAAGAGCAGAGGCUGCAGCGCAGUUUGCAACUUGAGGCCCAUGCCCACGCUCAGGCCUUGGACAAACUAAUCCAAGGCUCAGACUCCCCCGCCCAGGGCCAAGGGGAGGAGAACAGUGGGCAUGUCCCCACGGAAUCACUCCAGAGGGAAGUAGAGAGACUGAAGCAGCAGCUCAGGGAAGAGAAGGACGCCCAAGAGAGGCUGGCCAACAGCUUUGAGAAGGAGAGGCAAACGUGGAACAGGGAGAAAGGCAGGGUCAUCAAGUACCAGAAGCAGCUCCAGAUCAACUACCUGCAGAUGCACAGGAAGAACCAGGACCUGGAGAGGAUCCUGAAGGAGCUGACCGCUGAACUGGAGGGCCGGACAGAGCUUGGAAUGGACAUCAACUACAGCUCAGGGUUACAAACAUAUGACGAUGUCAUCGCCACAGAAAUUUGA